Messenger RNA from Didymodactylos carnosus, 698 nucleotides. The record is from the annotation of a GenBank genome assembly. NCBI's taxonomy places the organism in Eukaryota, Metazoa, Rotifera, Eurotatoria, Philodinida, Philodinidae.
AUGGAUUAUACACAGUUUAAUUAUAUUGAUCGUGCAAAAAUAUCUGGUUACGUUCGGAAUGUUUCAUUCAAUUUCUACACUGCUCCAUCUGGCAAUAAUCUCUCUCAAAUAUGGCUUUAUCUCGUUGAUGACGAUACCCUCGUCAGUGGUUACCCGAUGCUCUUCAAUCUUAGUUCACCAUAUCUCAUUCCACCCGUCCAGAUUCAAAAUAAAAGUGGCGUUCAACAGUUUACUCUAACACCUUAUGCAAUGAACAUAUCUCAAGGACAAUUUCUAGCCGUUUCAUUUAGCGCGAGCACGGGUGGCAGCACCUACGAGAAUACUCGAAAUUUGUAUGCUUUAGCGAACGAGAACCUGCUGCCCGACAUCAUGUCCGGUAAUCCAUAUGAGUUUGAUAAUUAUGUGUCGUACGGCAUGGCAUUCAGUUACACAGUGAUGGCGUACAGUGGUAAGUAGAGGAAUAGGGUGCGGUAUGCUAUCGUUUGGUGUUAGUAUUAUUGUUUUUCUCUAAUUUAUUUUUCUAUGGUUAUUUCUGUUAAUUGCUACAUCAGUUCAGACAGACUUCAUUGCUUACUGAGUUUAGGAGGCAUUUGAUAAAUCGUUGGAUGAAAGUUAUAUAUGGUGGAAGCAGUUGAAAUUAACGAAUAUGCAGUUGUAGAAGGUGCUUAGUUUAUAUGCUGAACGUAUAUGAUUUGUGC